Molecule: messenger RNA, 359 nt
Organism: Rotaria sordida
Lineage: Eukaryota; Metazoa; Rotifera; Eurotatoria; Philodinida; Philodinidae
Source: the annotation of a GenBank genome assembly
AUGAUGAAUUUCGAUAAUCUCUUUCGAUGUUUUAUAUUAACUCAAUCAUUUGUACGUGGUUGGGGAAAUCCAUUUCAUUUACAAAAAAUUUUUACUUAUCGACGUGAAAAAAUUGGUAUUUCAUCUCAAGUAGCUACAGCUCAUUUUCAACUUGUUUUAUCACGUGAUCAUCGUUUUGGUAUUGAUUCAAUACCAAUAGGAAUUUGUUAUGCUGCUACUACAUCGGUAAUCAUAUUAUAUUACCAUAAAAUAUAAAAGUUAGCUGUAACAUCAUAUGAAUAUCGUACGACUUACAAAUAAAACAUUAUAGUAGGAUCAAAGCAACUUUCUAUUCAAAUUUUAUAACAAUUUGUUAAGAA